GAGGAGGCGGAGAGCGCCGUGGUGCUGAAGGGACAGCUCCCUGCGCAGUCCCCGCUGGGCGCUGCCCCCCUCCUCCUUCCCUCCCUCCCUCCCUCCCUCCCUCGCUCCCUCGCUCCCUCCCUCUCGUGGGCCGUCUCCUCCUCUCCCGGCCAGGCCCUCGUCUCUCCCCCGGGAGGCCUUCCAUGCUGCCACGGCGCUGCCCCAGCUCUCCCACCCGCGGCCAGCCAGCAUGCCUUGACCCCCGCCCAGCCAGCUGCUCCCAUGGCGGUGGCCCGGAAGAUCAAAACUUUGUUGACGCUCAACAUCUUGGUCUUUGUGGGCAUCAUCCUCUUCUCGGUCUACUGCCGGAUCCAGGAGCAUUCCCAUGAGCUGGUGCAGAUCGUCCGGAGCCCAGCGCGCCCGCCCGCCAGGAGCAGGGGCCCCAAAACAGAGGCCCUGCUGGACAGGGAGGCUAUCCUCCAGCGGCUGGACCACCUGGAGGAAGUGGUCUACAACCAGCUCAAUGGACUAGCCAAGCCAAUGGGAUUAGUGGAAGGCCCUGGUGGCCUGGGCCAAGGAGGAAUGGCUGCCACUUUGAGAGAUGAUAGCCAUGAAUCUGAAACCAAAUAUGAAGAAUAUGGUUAUAAUGCCCAAUUAAGUGAUAGGAUUUCAUUGGACCGAUCUAUUCCUGACUACAGGCCAAAAAAGUGCAAACAGAUGUCCUACCCCAAUGACCUCUCUCAGAUCUCAGUGGUCUUUAUUUUUGUAAAUGAGGCUCUUUCUGUCAUCUUGCGCUCAGUGCACAGUGUUGUGAAUCACACUCCAUCCCACUUGCUUAAGGAGAUUAUUCUGGUGGAUGACAACAGUGACAAUGUUGAAUUGAAAUUCAAUUUGGACCAGUACGUCCAGAAAAGAUACCCAGGUCUGGUGAAAAUAGUUCGCAAUAACAAACGGGAAGGGCUGAUUCGCGCCAGAAUCCAAGGUUGGAAAGCUGCAACGUCUCCAGUUGUUGGGUUUUUUGAUGCUCACGUUGAGUUCAACAUUGGCUGGCUGGAGCCAACACUGAUGCGCAUCAGAGAAGACAGGAAACGGAUCAUUCUCCCAGCAAUAGACAACAUUAAGUACAACACCUUUGAAGUGCAGCAGUAUGCCAAUGCAGCUCAUGGCUACAACUGGGGGCUUUGGUGUAUGUACAUAAUCCCACCUCAAGACUGGCUGGAUAAGGGGGACGAAUCUGCACCCAUCAGAACGCCAGCCAUGAUUGGUUGUUCAUUUGUGGUAGACAGAGAAUACUUUGGUGAGAUCGGGCUGCUUGACCCUGGGAUGGAAGUGUACGGAGGAGAAAACAUUGAGCUUGGGAUGAGGGUUUGGCAGUGCGGAGGAAGUAUGGAGGUGUUACCUUGUUCCCGAGUGGCCCAUAUUGAGCGCACAAAGAAACCCUACAACAAUGACAUUGACUACUAUGCAAAGCGCAAUGCCUUGCGUGCUGCCGAAGUCUGGAUGGAUGAUUUCAAGUCUCAUGUGUACAUGGCAUGGAACAUACCAAUGAUGAAUCCCGGAGUUGACUUUGGAGACGUUUCUGAAAGAGUCGCUUUGCGUCAACGUCUUCAAUGCCGGAGUUUUAAGUGGUACUUGGAGAAUGUCUAUUCCGAAAUGAGGAUUUACAAUAAUACCAUUACUUAUGGAGAGGUACGUAACAACAAAGCCAGUGGCUACUGCUUGGACCAGGGAGCUGAAGACGAUGACAAAGCAAUUCUCUACCCAUGCCAUGGAAUGUCCUCCCAGCUUGUUCGUUACAGCUCUGAAGGACUUCUGCAGCUGGGUCCUUUGGGAUCUACAACUUUUCUGCCCGAUUCCAAAUGUCUCAUGGAUGAUGGGAAAAGAAGGACUCCAGUACUUAAAAAAUGUGAAGACACUCUGAGGUCGGCUCAGAAGCUGUGGGAUUUCACACAGAAUGGUCCAAUCAUCAGCCGAGACACAGGUCGGUGUCUAGAAGUAGAAAUGUCCAAGGAUGCCAAUUUUGGGCUCAGAUUAGUAGUACAAAGAUGCUCAGGUCAAAAAUGGGUGAUCAGAAACUGGAUAAAACAUGGUCAACAUUGAAUUUGGACAGAAAAAAAAGAUGAGCCUGGAAUCCUUUGACCAACUUAUGGGUGCACCUCCAAGAGCUGUAAGUUGGAAGAAACUAUUAGGAGACAUCUAAGCAGAAGGGGAAAUGUGUCCAUGGUUAUAAAUGAUUGAUCAUAUGGUUUUUAAAGGAGCUCUGACGAUUGCUUCCUCUUUAAGGCCAUGGUAUGCCUAUGGUAUGCCACUUCAAGUUGGAAGUGAAGGCUCACAUGAUCAGCUUAUUCUCCAUUAAAACUUAUCCCUGCAUAGAGAAAGCUGGAAUUUCUGGGGGGGAUAGGCUUGCUCAACUAAGACCAUUUUCCUUCAUGUGCAGGUUUUUCGUGGUUGGAGAAAUGUUUUGUAUGGAAGACUAUUCAGUUAUGUGAAUCCCCACUUGCAGCCCUGGAAUAAGGUCUAUGACUUUGAUGAGAACUGGGUCUAAACUAUCCUGCUAUCAUUGGAUGACACAGAUCUGUGCAAGCUUUGUGCUUUUUGGAACUCUUUGAAAUGACUGAAAAGACAGCAACAGACCGCAAAACCGUGCUUUCCUUCCUUAUUUGGGAUAGGUUUGAGGGACUCAUGAUGGUCUUGUGAUGGGAGGAUUUGUUAGCUUUAAGUUGCUGGUUGAUGCACAACUCCUAUGGUGAACAGAAACCUGUGCCUUUUCUAUUAUACUUCCUAUCUGAGUGGGCUGGGAAAUCCCAUCACUUCAGCAUGUGGCAUUAACUACUAUGAACAAAAUACCCUGUACAUAAAUUAAGCCAACAUAAAAGGUCAUGUAUAUUACAUUUCCAGUGUGUUUGCCUGGGAGUUUCCAUUGAUAAUGUGUUUUCAGCAUCUGGUCCUGCCUUUGGAGCAUUGCACGUUUGAGCCAAGACCUCAAAGUUUAGUCCAUUCUAGAGGGGACAGAUCGGUGACAACAAAUGAGUCAGGAUAGUGCUCUUUUAAUGAUAAUAUCGAGAAGAGGGUUUCCCCUGGAGAUCACUAGACUGGAAUGGGCAAGGCUGAAUUAGGACAUGUCCAAUGUCAGUCCCAUUUGAGUGGCCAUAUUGUUGUGUUUUCAGCUCCAUUGAACCACGGAUUCAGGUUCCCUUUGUGCUUAGGAUCCAAAGUUUCAAAUGAGACACAGACAGGAUGAAGGCAAGAUCAGAAUUUUUAUUCACUUCGGCCAAAAGUGGAUGUCGGGGAAGAAAAUACUCCCAAAUCAGGCAUAAAGGCAAUGGAUACUGACACAGACAUUUAUAGAAACUUCACAUCAAUUUGAAAAAAAUGGACUUUUGCUGCGCCAGGCACUGACUUGUGCAGGUCACGAUCUGUGCGCUACCCACUGCUGGUGCUGAUUGGUUCCCUGGUCUGGUGAGAAAUUUAAUAAACUGUCAUCGCUCAGUAUGAAGUCUAUCACCAUUUUCUGUAUCCAUCUCCUUUGGUUGCUUAAGGAAAGAUCCUGGGGUGUUGGUUUUGAAUUAUUCUAAUUCUGCCAGCCGGAAUUCCACAAUGAAUCUCAACUGAGGAAACAAUGAGGACCAAACGCCUGGAUGGAUUCUCCAAGAGAGACAAAGAUAGGGCGAAGGAGACAAAGACAGGUAAUUGGGUGACUCAGUAACCUGUCAGGCUGUCCGGGGAUGAAUUCAUUGUUGGGUGGAAGGGUUCACUGUUGGUCAAGAAGGAUGGGUAUUGGAUGUUUAUGCCAACUGCCUGGAAGAGUGAUGGGAUUAGCCCGGUGUCCCACUUGGGUGUACUUGUGUCACUGUGUAUAUGGGGAAAAGGAUAUUCUUGAAUGACAGGUACCAGGAUCCUUCAUGGCUAUCCAAUUGGACCCCUCUUGGUCAUGGAUUUUGGGGUCCUGGUUUUUGACAACAAUAAUACCAGUGAAUAAAAUAGAAAAUGUGCCAACUUU
Molecule: messenger RNA, 3979 nt
Organism: Anolis sagrei ordinatus
Lineage: Eukaryota; Metazoa; Chordata; Lepidosauria; Squamata; Anolidae
Gene: GALNT9
Product: polypeptide N-acetylgalactosaminyltransferase 9
Biological process (GO): protein O-linked glycosylation
Cellular component (GO): Golgi apparatus
Molecular function (GO): polypeptide N-acetylgalactosaminyltransferase activity
Source: RefSeq, a predicted model, not a curated record